Amblyraja radiata (thorny skate) is the source of this 6325-nucleotide messenger RNA. It is a transcript of the gene kif5c, whose product is annotated as kinesin family member 5C. The record is from RefSeq and is a predicted model, not a curated record. Gene Ontology annotation, molecular function: ATP binding; microtubule binding; microtubule motor activity. Bases 405 to 3290 code for a protein of 961 amino acids. The transcript has 26 exons. NCBI's taxonomy places the organism in Eukaryota, Metazoa, Chordata, Chondrichthyes, Rajiformes, Rajidae. Gene Ontology annotation, biological process: microtubule-based movement.
CCCCAGGGACAGAAGCGGAGCUGGAGCCGAGGAGAAGGUGUUGGUGCUGAUGCGGGAUGGCAGCGAGAAGCCGAGGAUGCAGAUGCUAAGCCGGCAAGCACCGCUGUCUGUUUCGCAGGAGCGCCCGCUGACUGACCUUGAGAAGUUAAUGCAUUGAUCUUGAAGUGUUAUUUUCAUCGCCAGUAUCAGUUUAUUUUCUUUUAAACGUAACGCUCACAGUUGCACAUCUUGAUUCAGAAACCGUAGCAUCUUUAGUGACUAAAGAGGAUUGCAGUGCAUUGAUUGCUGCCAUGUUCAGCGAGAGGUGAAGGGCUCCUCCCGCAUUCUCCGUGUUGGAUCUAUUCCCUUUUACCUCCUCGGAGGUUUGCUGGUGAUCCCGCAUUGUUGCUGGCAAAAGGCGAGAGAUGGCGGACCCAGCUGAAUGCAGCAUUAAAGUAAUGUGCCGAUUCAGGCCGUUGAAUCAGUCAGAGAUCCUGAGAGGAGACAAGUUCAUCCCGAAAUUUAAGGGCGACGACACAGUCAAUCUUCUUGGGCAAGGAAAACCUUUCGUAUAUGACAAAGUGUUUACUCCGAACACAACCCAGGAACAAGUUUACAAUGCAUGUGCCAAGCAGAUCGUUAAAGAUGUGCUUGACGGUUACAAUGGGACUAUUUUUGCCUAUGGUCAAACAUCCUCCGGCAAAACACACACCAUGGAGGGAAAACUUCAUAAUUCGCAGCUGAUGGGCAUUAUUCCAAGGAUAGCUCAUGACAUCUUUGAUCACAUCUACUCUAUGGAUGAGAAUCUAGAAUUUCACAUCAAGGUUUCCUAUUUUGAAAUCUAUUUAGACAAAAUCCGGGACUUGUUGGAUGUUUCAAAAACAAACCUUUCAGUACAUGAGGAUAAAAACAGAGUACCUUUUGUUAAGGGCUGCACAGAGAGGUUUGUUUCUAGUCCUGAGGAGGUGAUGGAUGUUAUUGAUGAAGGAAAGUCGAACCGUCAUGUUGCUGUUACCAACAUGAAUGAACACAGCUCUCGAAGCCACAGCAUUUUCCUCAUUAACAUUAAGCAGGAGAACAUUGAAACAGAAAAGAAACUCUCUGGAAAGCUGUACCUUGUGGAUUUAGCUGGUAGUGAAAAGGUCAGCAAAACCGGAGCUGAAGGAUCCGUCCUGGAUGAAGCUAAAAAUAUCAAUAAGUCUCUUUCUGCUCUGGGGAAUGUGAUCUCUGCUCUGGCGGAGGGGACUAAAACGCAUGUUCCAUACCGUGACAGUAAGAUGACCCGAAUUCUUCAAGAUUCCCUUGGUGGCAAUUGCCGAACCACCAUAAUUAUCUGUUGCUCACCCUCCAAUUAUAAUGAUGCAGAAUCGAAAACAACCCUGAUGUUUGGGCAGAGAGCCAAGACCAUUAAGAACACUGCAUCCGUCAACCUGGAGUUGACGGCAGAGGAAUGGAAGAAGAAAUACGAGAAGGAAAAAGAGAAGAACAAGUCCCUGAAGAAUGCUCUACAGCACCUGGAGAUGGAGUUAAACAGAUGGAGAAAUGGUGAGUCUGUUCCCGAGGAUGAACAAAUUGACGCCAAGGAUCAGAAGAACUUGGAGCCUUGUGACAACCAGACCACCAUAGACAAUGUGGCUCCGGCCCCCAAAAUCACGGCAGGGGAGAGGGUAAAGUUGGAGGAAGAGAUCAGCAAUUUGUACAAGCAGCUCGAUGACAAGGAUGAAGAGAUAAAUCAGCAGAGCCAACUGACAGAGAAUCUAAAUCAGCAGAUGCUGGAUCAGGAGGAGCUGUUGGUUUCCACACGGCGGGAUUAUGAAAAGAUCCAGGAGGAACUGAAUCGCCUGCAGCUGGAAAAUGAAGCCGCCAAAGAUGAGGUGAAGGAGGUACUUCAGGCCUUGGAGGAACUGGCUGUCAACUAUGACCAGAAAUCCCAAGAAGUGGAGGACAAGUCCAAGGCCAACGAACUGUUGACUGAUGAACUCUCACAAAAAACGAGUACUUUAAUAGUUUUUCAGAAAGAAUUCAACCAACUCCAGGAGCUGAGCAACCAUCAGAAGAAGAGGGCAACCGAGAUACUGAAUAUCUUGUUGAAGGACCUGGGAGAAAUCGGUGGGAUCAUUGGAAACAGUGAAGUCAAACUGAUGGCAGAAAUGAAUGGUGUGCUGGAGGAAGAGUUCACAGUUGCUCGUCUGUACGUCAGCAAAAUGAAGUCUGAAGUCAAGACCUUGGUGAAGCGGGCCAAGCAGCUGGAGAGCACGCAGCUGGACUGCAAUAAAAAACUGAAUGAGAACGAACGGGAGUUGGCAGCAUGUCAACUUUUGGUGUCGCAGCAUGAAGCCAAGAUAAAAUCGCUGACAGAUUACAUGCAGAAUGUGGAACAGAAGAGAAGACAGCUGGAGGAGUCUCACGAUUCACUGGAUGAAGAGUUAGCUAAACUCCGCGCCCAAGAAAAGAUGCAUGAAGUGAGCUUUCAGGACAAAGAAAAGGAGCAUCAGACCUUGCUUCAAGAUGCCAAUGAAAUGAAGAAAACCCUGGAAGAGCAAAUGAAGAACCACAGAGAGGCCCAUCAGAAACAACUGGCUCGCCUGAGGGAUGAAAUUGAUGAAAAGCAAAAAAUCAUCGACGAACUGAAAGAUUUGAACCAGAAACUGACGCUGGAACAAGAGAAAUUGAACUCUGAUUUUGAUAAGUUAAAAAUGGAAGAGCAGGAAAAAAGUGUGGAGCUACAGAAACUUGUACUUCUUAAUGACAAAAGAGAGCAAGCAAAACAGGACCUCAAGGGGCUGGAAGAGACAGUUGCAAAAGAACUCCAAACUCUCCAUAACCUCAGAAAACUUUUUGUUCAGGACCUCACCACUCGGGUCAAGAAAAGUACUGAACUGGACUCAGAUGAUGGAGGGGGGAGUGCUGCACAAAAACAGAAAAUAUCCUUUCUUGAGAACAACCUGGAGCAGCUUACAAAGGUUCACAAGCAGCUGGUUCGUGACAAUGCAGAUCUUCGUUGUGAGCUUCCUAAGCUGGAAAAACGACUUCGGGCUACAGCUGAGAGGGUUAAGGCAUUGGAGAGUGCACUGAAGGAAGCCAAGGAGAGUGCGAUGAGGGAACGCAAGCGUUACCAUCAGGAGGUCGACCGAAUCAAGGAAGCAGUCCGGGCCAAAAACAUGGCCAGGCGGGCACAUUCAGCUCAGAUUGCAAAACCUAUUCGUUCUGGCCAUUAUCCUGCAUCCUCUCCAACAGCCUUUCAUGCUAUCCGUGGUGGUGGAGUAUCUGUGACCUCAAACCCUAGUUACUAUCAGAACAAGGACAAGUAAUUGGGGCUUCAGUCAAGCAUGCAUUAAUGAACCAAGACCAACUCAUAAAACCCUUCAGAAGGAACCUGCAUCUAAUCAUAUACUUUCUUCAGAACUGUAGUCAUAGUACAUUGGCUUUACAUGGGUCAAGAUAAGUAUGUACAGAACUGCAUUCAUUCUACAUCACUUAGCCUCAUAGAUCAUAUGUGUUUGUGCGUGACAAUUAAUUCCCAGCCUUUUCCAGGACCGUGCUAAGCUGAAAUUAUACAUUGUAUCGCAGUGUCUUAGGAGGAAUAUUACCUUGUAUUGUGAGUUUGAUUUUCUGUAUGAUAAAAUGUUUUAUUUUGUAUUUUUGGGUUGUGGGUGGGCAAACAAUGGCUGCUAAAUUACACAUUUUAAAGGAGUGAAAAGGUCAAAUUCGUGCUUGUAGAAUUUUCUAAAGAAAAAAACUCAUUUUGGCAGCAUUGAUGAACCUGGUCAGUGAGGGUCAUCAAAGUGAACAACUUGGACAGCAGUGACCAUGAACUAGAAUGCCUUUUAGUACAAAAAAACUACAAGCCUUGAACUAUGCUACACUUGUUUGAUUUUUACACUGAGAAUGUCGGAAUGGAAAGCUGAAGGUUUCAAAGAAGGACAUAAACAAUGCAAAAUUGGCCUUAUUUUGGGUCCAAAGAAAACAUGGUCGCCUUUAGUGCUCAGAAAAGAGACAGUUUAUAUUCAUGUGCAAGCAACACUGGAAAACUGGAAGCAGAUGUAACUUGCCCAACCACCUCUCUUCAGACCUUUGAAGAAGAUUUUUUGUCUGUCAGCUGCCAUUAACCUUACUGAAGAAAUAAGAAAGACUUGUUCUGAAUAUUAUGAGCAAAACUAUGUUCACUCAUGGGUAUUUCUGUUGAUGUCCACCAUAACUCAACUGCUGGUUUCAUGCCAUUUGAAUACAGGGGGUGUCAGUGUAGAGACUGUACUGGUUUCCAAAGAACGUUUGGUUUGUAUAGAUAGCAUAAACUCUUGAGGCAAUAGUAAAUCUUUAAUAUCAAGUUCACGAUAAAGGAAAUUGCCACUAACUAUUGUAUUAUGGUGAUCCAAAUGUUCCUGGAUAUCCUUUGCAGAGUCUACGUCGACUAAAGUUUGCACUCCAUGUACUUACUACCUUUAUGUAUAAUUUGCAUCUAUGUUUUUACAUGCCUAAUCAUGGCUGCUGGAAUUAUCUUUAUUGAUGCACAUAACAUUGAGUUCUUAUCAAAGCUGCACCGUCACAGUGACUAUCUUUCAUUUGGUGUUGGAUCCUUCCUGUAACUAGAUGCUGAUCAGCCAGUCAGUUCACCUAGUGUUAGACUUGUGAAAUUUCCAAACUUUAUGCAAGAUUGUCAUUGUGAAAUCUAGCCUUCUUAAUCAAUCGCAAUUCUUCAUCAUGUUUUUAUCUCUCUGAAUCUACAGAAACCUGCCUCUUCCUAAUUGGCUCAGGACGCAUCUAAAAGUAUUUUAUUUUUUGCCUUAAUGCCAGUGGGGUUGUUCAUUAGAUGCACUUCUUUACUUGCAGAGUAUUAUACUUGACGUGUACACUAGAUUUCUUAUGGGAUUGCUGAGGAGGUAAAAUUAAUCUUUGGUUAGUAACACUUAGAUGCAAGUGAGUCUACUGGGCUGCAGUUUCAGUCAUGUCCACAUUCACCUCCACUGAAGACAUGGGGUUAAGUGAGGUUAACCGCCAACACUUCUGAGCAUUGUAUCAAAGACUGAAUUCUACCGUCCUUCCCAUCUCUACAUUCCCCCAAACUCCUCCAACCAGAAUUUAAUUGUCGAUGAUUGUGUAAAGUACCAUUUUGGUUUUGAAACGGCAUGUCACUCUCCCCCCCCUGUAUUUAUUACUGUACUAGAUUUUAGGAUGGUAUGGAUCAAAAAUGAGGCUGUCUGGAAUCCUCAGUUCUUUCUAGAAGGAUGGGAGCGGAGCAUUGCGGUGGCCGCAUAAUCCCAAAGACUUCUGGAAAGAUUGUUUCUUGAGGUAAUUCACAGAGUCGAUCUAAUUUGGGUUUUGAUUGGGUUGACAUGGAUGAAGAACAGUCAAAAGCCUGAGGGAGACCACGCCACGCUGUGGGUGGAUCGUGCUAUUUUCAACUUCACAGGAGAAGAUGACAGCACAAAGAAGGAGCCAGCUGAUUUAAUAACAUCAAUGCCAGGGGUGAUGCAAAAUAUUCUACCGACUGACCUAAUCAAAAUGUUCUCUGUGAUGGUCUUGCCGUUAGCCUAUGCCUCCUUCUAGAUUCUGAUCAGCAAGUCAGUCAAUCUAGCUUUCGGCAUGUAUCUGAUGCUUCAGCAAGACUGUCACUGUAGGAGAUUUUAACUAGGCCAUCUGAGAAUUCAAAGUGCAGUUGUGCCUACUUUUAUUUCUUAACUUUUACGUUACAGUUUACACUUGAAUGCCUUCUUGCCUUUCAUUCCAUUACUUUUCCUGUUUGUGUGUUUAAAACCACUGGAAACAUUGGUAAGCUGACGGGGUUCGAUGCUACUGUGUGUUUAGCCUGUAUAUCAAGGGAAUAAGUAAUCCUUACACCAUACGAAUGCUGUGUGCCUGACAAAUAGCUGACCAGAGUUGGGGAGAAAAAAAACCUACAUAUUGUUCAAUGUCCAUUGUCUGUCUCUGGGAUGUAUCGAGGUAUCUAAUGACCUGAUAGAUGUUGGGAUGUGAGGCUCUCUGUAGUUUGUGUCUUCUUUGUAAGAUGUGUAUGUGUACUGCAGAAGUGUUUCUCUUAACUGGCUGUGUGUACAGUAGUCUUUAAAUAUGUUCAUUUUAGGGGAACCUAUAUUUAUUAAAACAAACCUAUACAACUAUUUUGUUCAAAUGGUAUAAACAUGAUUAUUCAUGGUCAGCAUAUGAAUACUGUGAGGUAUUUAAAUAAAACAUAAGAUCAAGUUUGAGGGGAGUCUUUAAAAUGACACUGAAAUUCCUGUCCUGUAAGGUAUAACAAAAAAUCUGCUAUGAAAUGACUUGCAUGAUGUAUAAUUUACUUGAAACGGUUAAUGAAAGUGCUGAAAUAAAGUUGAUUUAAACCCCAAAGAAA